Molecule: messenger RNA, 1527 nt
Organism: Pochonia chlamydosporia 170
Lineage: Eukaryota; Fungi; Ascomycota; Sordariomycetes; Hypocreales; Clavicipitaceae
Exons: 2
Coding region: 1-1527 (508 amino acids)
Source: RefSeq, a predicted model, not a curated record
AUGGCUACCCCAGAUAUGUCAGCACGAAGGGGUACACGUAUUGAACAUGGAGUGCCUACUCCGCCAAGCGAUUCGGAGAACAAGGAUUUCCUCAUGGAGAGUACUCAGGAUUCUCCAACUCCAUCCAGUCGCCGCAAGUCUCGUUCAAUCUCGGCGGGGAAGCAACAAACUGCGCAGCAGUCGUUGUCGCCAGAACCAUCGGCCAAGCAAAGCCGAAGUUCUUCUACAUCAAGGCAGUCCAAUAAUGACCCUGGUGAUGAAAGCGGCCAGGCUAAAAGCACUCGUUCAAAACGUGGAGGGUCUUCCGUUGCCCCAAAUACAUCUUCAGAGCCUGUCACACCAAGUCGAACGCCGCCAAAAAAGUCACCACAGCGUUCACGCCCAGCGUCAUCUCUCGGUACUCCAUCUACUCCCGCUAAAGACGCCAAGCAGCAGUCUGCAAGCAUCAACGCAGCACUGGCAAAGAAGAUCAAAAAACCAGGGAAGAACACGAAUGCAGGAAUUAACUACAUCCUGGAAGCCGACAUUGAUGGGAAAACUCUGAUCAAGUUGGGCUUGACAGAGACAGAUUGUGAUAGUCGUAUGAAGCAGAUCGAAGCCAGAUGUCGUCCAACAAGGAUUCAAGUCGUAGAUCCCGGGCAGUGGCAAAUUCCGCACGUCAAGGCAGCGGAGAAGCUCAUCCACGAGGAAUUAAGACAUCUCAAUCACCGUUUUGUUUGCAAAGGAUGUAGCUCUGAGCAUCGAGAGUAUUUCAUUGUUGACAUUGGCGUCGCGACAGAGGUUACUGAAAGAUGGACGACAUUUUGUGAGAGUGAACCUUGGUGUGAGGAUGGUAGUCUUCAUCCAUUCUGGGAGCAUCGCCUGAAGAAUACGAUGCGUACCGCAAGGUUACUGAAGGAUCAUGAUCACAAGGCUCGUGGUAAGCUGUGGAAAGCUUUUGUCAGUGCCUCCAAUUUGGACAGAACCAUCUUCAACAUCAGCUCCAUCUCGAGCACAGUACGGGAACGAUUUUGGCAGUGGUUUUCGCUGGUGCAGGCAUUUUAUACCUUCUUCAGGCUGCCCGGACAAGUUACACUCACGGUUCUAUUGUCGUUGAUGGCGAUUAUGAUCAUCGAGAGAGACUUUUGGGGGAAAUUGGCACCGUCGAGCCGUGCGUUCAAGCAAACUGCUCCUGUGUCACGGUCGCCGUCCAAGAAAUCACACGUCAAUGAAUCAGAAGUUCCCCCCGGUGACGAGGUGGGUGAAGCCGAAGGCGUAAACACGUCCGAGGACGUGGAAACCCAAGACAGUGUUGAGAUCAAUAAGGCAGAGGUUGGCGAGGACAGUAAACACAAAGAUAUUGAGAUAACAGUGAUUGACGAUGAUUCAAACGAUGAAGAUGAACCAGUCGGAGCUAUCUCAGGGGAGUUUGAUCGUUUGGAUGUUGACUCAGUGGACAAGGGCAGUCACAGCGAUGGCGGCGUAUCAGACUAUGACGCUUCCAUCAUUGACACACCGACACAUCCUGCCCGGAAAAGAAGGAAGUAG